AUGGCACUUAGAUUGAGUGAAGAGGAGCUAGAACUAGUUGCUACAGUUUUGAGGAACUUAUGGUUGAGAAGAAAUAUAUUUAUCUUUGAAAAAAAAUUCACUAGUCCUGAUACCAUACAAUUCAAGGAAGCUAACUAUGUUGGAGGUCGAGUGAGUAACCAUAACAAUAGAGAGUUGGUAAGAUGGAGUAAGCCUAGAGAUGGUGCUUCAAAAGUUAAUUGGGAUGUUGCCUUUGUUAUAAAGAACAAGAAGAUGGGAGCAGAGAUUGUUAUUAGAGAUCAUCUUGGUGAUAUUUUUAUGUCUGCAUGUAUGCCAAAUAACUAUGUUAUGUCUUCAGCUCAAGUAGAAGCUAUAGCUCUUUGGAGAGCCUUAAAGUUGUGUGAAGAAGUUCAGGUGGGUAGAGCUGAGUUUGAAGGGGAUGCUCUGAGUGUGGUAAAGGCUGUAAAUAGAGAAUAUGAUAAUUAG
Messenger RNA from Juglans microcarpa x Juglans regia, 465 nucleotides. RefSeq lists its product as uncharacterized. Bases 1 to 465 code for a protein of 154 amino acids. The transcript has a single exon. Gene Ontology annotation, molecular function: RNA-DNA hybrid ribonuclease activity; nucleic acid binding. The record is from RefSeq and is a predicted model, not a curated record. NCBI's taxonomy places the organism in Eukaryota, Viridiplantae, Streptophyta, Magnoliopsida, Fagales, Juglandaceae.